Messenger RNA from Suillus paluster, 1531 nucleotides. RefSeq lists its product as uncharacterized. The record is from RefSeq and is a predicted model, not a curated record. The coding region runs from base 84 to 1112 and encodes 342 amino acids. NCBI's taxonomy places the organism in Eukaryota, Fungi, Basidiomycota, Agaricomycetes, Boletales, Suillaceae. The transcript is spliced from 6 exons.
AAGCGCUCAAUCACGUGCACAGCGUAUUCUUAUCCCCCUCAAGGGUAGAAGGCAUCUGCCAGCAGUGAGCAACUUGGCAGUGAAUGGUCGCGCAGAUCUAUGCUGAGGCCACAUGGCUGCAUGGUACCAUCGUAGCUGCCAUAUUUUAUGGCGUGGUGGUCGUAAUGUCUUACAUGUGCUGGCGCUCUCUCUGGUCGCGCAUUCGUUUGCAUGCCACUGGCUACAGGAAAAACAUAUUCUUUUUCUGCUAUGUCACUCUCCUCUUUGUGUUGGGUACGAUGUAUAUGGCGCUCACCGCGGAGGAGGCGCAACUGUCCUUCAUCUACAAUCGUCAGUAUCCCGGAGGUCCUAGUGCAUUCGCGAGGAUACACUUCUCACCUCCACUUGGUGUUGCCCUCCUGCUUUCGAAUUGGUUAGCAGACCUAUUGAUGAUUUGGCGGUGUGUAGUAGUAUAUAGAGAUACCAGAUUACACCACGUUAUCUUGGGAAUUGGAAGCCUUAUGUUCAUCACGUCUCUCGUCACCGGAACUAUGUGGCUCGUCAUCAUGUCAAGCCCAACAAAAGCCACAAGCGGCUGGAUGUCCAUCCGCUUCCUCUUCCCAUACACCUGCGUCGCCCUCGCCAUCAACAUCAUCGUCAGUCUCCUCACCGUCUUGCGCCUGCUACAUCACCGCCGCCGACUCUCCAAAAUCCUCGGCCCAGGCCACGGCGCGAUCUACGCCAGUUUCGCAGCAAUAGUCAUUGAGUCCGCCUCCAUCUACUCAAUAUGCUCGCUCCUUUACCUCAUCCCGUUCGUCGUCCACAACCCGCUCUCAGAUGUAUUCCUGCAAAUACUGGGCGAGGCGCAGAUCAUUGCCUCACUCCUUAUUAUCUUUCGCGUCGCAGAAGGCAAGGCCUGGACAAAACGUUGCACCACCCUCGACAACUCAACCGUUGAGAGCUCCCUCCAAAUGCGGCGGAUGCCCCAGACCUUUCCUACGUCUGUUCCACCAGAUCAGCUGACUGUCGAGAUUAACUUCGACGAAGAAACCAACCCCGAUGUAUCCGUACAAUCGCCAAAGUCACGCCACUUUGCCAGUAAGGCUGAUGCCCCAGUCGACAGCGCGGUAUAAGACUCGCCGGGCUGUGCGUAUGAAUCAAAAACUUGGGAGAAAAGGCAGAAUGCACGAAUUUCUCGAGGACUGGAACAUCUGUCCCUGCCUGCCCUCCGUGUUUCUAGUCCUGGUUCAGCGGAUGGGCUCGCCGUGGUCCAUGCGUUUUCAUCAAUCAGUCUCGUUUUUGUGUGUUUUUUUUUGUGUUAUUGCAAUCCGCUCUGCCAGCACCGUAUCAUUGAAUGGACUUUUCCGUUUCACAUAUCGCAGACCCGAAAUGUUUCCGCGGAAUUAGCACGCUACUCGUACACAAUGUAUAUUGAAUACCUACAUUAUCUAGCGCUCUUAAUUGACCGCUUUCUUGUCAUAGGACACGCAUGCACACAUGGUAUCAUCGGUAUGUAGACCACACGAAGAGUGUUAGAAAUGAAUUUUGUCAA